This is a messenger RNA of Plasmodium vivax (malaria parasite P. vivax), 320 nucleotides long. Its product is annotated as variable surface protein Vir6, truncated, putative. The record is from RefSeq and is a predicted model, not a curated record. NCBI's taxonomy places the organism in Eukaryota, Apicomplexa, Aconoidasida, Haemosporida, Plasmodiidae. The annotation marks the transcript as partial. The transcript has 2 exons.
GAUAUAUAGGAACAUCAGAAUAUUUAAUAAGACCAGAAACACAWUCAGAAACAGGUGUUUUCGACCAAAUGAAAAAUACUAUUUCUAAUGUUUUAGGUUCUGUUGAUCCAGUACCUGUUGUCGGUGUAUCUGGUGGAAUGGGUGCUUUAUUCUUACUUUUUAGGUAUACACCAUUUGGAAACUUCUUCAGAGGAGGAAGAGGACGCGCACACAGAAUACCACGUAGUUUCAAUGGACAAUUCCUGGGAGGAUUUCCAGGAUAUGAAGAUUAUGAUGUUGGGCAUAUUGGAUAUGGUCCAAUGAAUCCUCUCGCGGAAUAG